AUGUGGGUUAUGUGUUUAAUUACUGUGUUUUGUGGGUGGGGUGUAUGGGGACAAAGGUUUCAACAAACCUCCGGGGAUAUGGAAAAAGUUGAAUACCAGUACAAGAUCGAGAAGUGGCUGAAUAACGUCGAUUCUGAUUUAUCCCAGUUCAAUUCAUUGGCAGCCCAUUUGACCUGGAAGCUGUCUACAUUUCCCGACGAGAAAACCUCACGACAAGCGAGACAACUAGGAAAAGUGAGAAACAGGUGGAAAAACAACGUGUGUGAAUCGACAAUUAGACACGAAUGGAUAACGCCGGAACAGAGAAGGAAGAUUUAUCUCUUGUGCAGAGGACCGAAAUUCACCGAUGAAAUGGCUCUAGAAUAUUUGGAAGUACUAGGAAAGAUGGCGCAAGAGUUUAAUGAUCAAGUCUGUUUAACUGGAUUUCCUGCUAAGGUUAAUAAAACUGCUCCUGAUUUUCCCAAAAAUGGAGAUUGUUUGUAUGGAGAGCCAGAAUUGGAACGGAUUAUGAAAAGAACUGAUUUGGAUCCCCAACAGCUGAAGUGGAUUUGGAUGAACUGGCAUGAUUCGAUGGGUCCGAGACUUAAAGACAAAUUCAGAUUAGCUGUGAAUUAUCAAAAUGAGGCGGCCAAAAAUAAUGGAUAUAACAACAUUGGAGAAGUCUGGCGCGAGGAACUCGAGACGCCUCAAUUAGAAAAGUUUGUGUUUGAUUUAUACAAAGAAGUGAAGCCUCUUUACAUGCUUCUUCAUGCGGUCGUAAGACAUAAACUCUUACAAAAAUAUGGACCAUCUCAAAUUGAUCCAAAAGGCCCAAUUCCGAUACACUUGUUGGGAAAUAUGUGGGGUCAAGAUUGGACGUCUUUACUUGAAAUGUUUCCAGUUACCCAAAACAAGAUUGAUUUGGAUACAAGCCUUCGCAAAAAGAAUCUUACUAUUGAAGAAAUGGUUUUAGAAGCUGAAGAUUUUUACAGAUCCUUGAAUUUCCCUAAAAUGACCCAAAAAUUUUGGAAAUAUUCUAUUUUUGAAGAAAAUGAAAAUACAACAUUGUGUCACGGAACAGCUGCAAAUUUAUUCAGCAGAAAUGAUUACAGGAUGUUGAUGUGUGGUAAAGUUUCAAUGGACGAUUUCUAUGUUAUACAUCAUGAAAUGGGUCAUAUUGAAUAUUAUAUGGCCUAUCAGGAUCAACCCGCAAUUUUCCAGGACGGUACCACCACAGCAUUCCACGAGAGUAUUGGAGACGCCAUAAUGCACGGUGUAAUGACUCCGCAACAUCUUCACCGUCUCAGUAUUAUCACUGACGAUCAAUUGCUAGACAACAGUACAGCACUUUUUCUUCUUUUCUAUCAAGCAUUAUCAAAAAUUCCUGAAAUACCAUUUUCGCUCAUUCUAGACAAAUAUCGUUGGGACAUUUUCAAAGGUUCCGUAACUUAUGAUCAAUGGAAUGACUAUUACUGGCAUUUAACCAAAACGUUUAGAGGAAUUGUCCCUCCUGAGAAACGUAAUCCUGAACUCUUUGAUGCCGGAGCCAAGUUUCACAUUCCUGACAACACCCCGUAUAUACGAUAUUUCUUGAGUGGUAUUAUCCAAAUGCAGUUGUUUCGAAGUUUGUGUGAAUUAUCUUUGUAUGGAAAAAUUCAAGAUGUAUCAGAGCAGUCUUACUUGCCGUUGCAUAAUUGUGAUAUUUACGGAUCAAAGGAUGUGGGGAAAAAGUUCAUGGAAAUGAUGGAAAAAGGUGCGAGUAUUCGUUGGCCGGAAGCGCUUUUGAUAGUUAGUGGAACUCCGCAUAUCUCCGCAAAACCACUUCUAGAGUAUUAUAAACCAGUUUACACAUGGCUAAACAAGUAUGUGGAAUCAAAUAAUGUGUAUGUCGGUUGGUACUCAUAA
This is a messenger RNA of Tribolium madens (black flour beetle), 1884 nucleotides long. Its product is annotated as angiotensin-converting enzyme-like. The record is from RefSeq and is a predicted model, not a curated record. The transcript has 8 exons. Bases 1 to 1884 code for a protein of 627 amino acids. Lineage: Eukaryota; Metazoa; Arthropoda; Insecta; Coleoptera; Tenebrionidae. Gene Ontology annotation, biological process: proteolysis. Gene Ontology annotation, cellular component: plasma membrane. Gene Ontology annotation, molecular function: metallopeptidase activity; peptidyl-dipeptidase activity.